AUGCGUUCACAAAGGAAUAUGUUAGACAUACAUAGGUAUGAAAUUGAUUUGGCAGAUGACUCGGGAAUCAGGCCUAGAUCCACAUUUGAGUUGAUGGGUAGGCAUGCUGGUGGGAUUGAAAACCUAAGCUAUAUGACUCAAGAUGUUAGGAAUUAUCUUCGCACUAAAAGACAACGUGCCUUAACAUAUGGUGAAGCAGGUAGUUUGAUGAAGUACUUUGUUACCCAAACUAGGAACAACCCAUAUUUCACAUACUCAUUUCAGCUGGAUAGUGAAGAACAAAUAACUAACAUAUUUUGGGCUGAUCCAAAGAUGAUCAUUGACUACACACAAUUUGGAGAUGUAGUCAGCUUUGACACUACAUUUCGCACCAACAAAGAGUGUAGGCCGUUUGGGUUGUUUGCUGGAUUCAAUCAUCAUAGAGGGUGCACAGUAUUCGGGGUUGCACUUUUAUAUGAUGAGACAGUGGAAUCUUUCAAAUGGUUGUUUGAGGUAUUUGCUGAAGCACAUGGUGGAAAGAAGCCUAUAACUAUCUUCACGGACCAAGACAAAGCUAUGGCUAGAGCAUUAAAAGAAAUGUGGCCUCAGACAUGGCACGGAUUGUGUACUUGGCACUUAAUGCAGAAUGGCAUUACGCAUUUGGGUCAUAUGAUGAAGGAUGGCUCUCAUUUUCUUACAAAUUUAAAGAAAUGCAUAUACGAAUACGAUGUGGAAGAUGAAUUCGAGACAACAUGA
This is a messenger RNA of Macadamia integrifolia, 735 nucleotides long. Its product is annotated as protein FAR1-RELATED SEQUENCE 5-like. Lineage: Eukaryota; Viridiplantae; Streptophyta; Magnoliopsida; Proteales; Proteaceae. The record is from RefSeq and is a predicted model, not a curated record. The transcript has a single exon. The coding region runs from base 1 to 735 and encodes 244 amino acids.